This is a messenger RNA of Hyla sarda, 5423 nucleotides long. RefSeq names its product fms related receptor tyrosine kinase 4 (gene FLT4). The transcript has 30 exons. Gene Ontology annotation, cellular component: signaling receptor complex. Gene Ontology annotation, biological process: cell surface receptor protein tyrosine kinase signaling pathway; protein phosphorylation; positive regulation of kinase activity. NCBI's taxonomy places the organism in Eukaryota, Metazoa, Chordata, Amphibia, Anura, Hylidae. The record is from RefSeq and is a predicted model, not a curated record. Bases 384 to 4532 code for a protein of 1382 amino acids. Gene Ontology annotation, molecular function: ATP binding; transmembrane receptor protein tyrosine kinase activity.
AAGGAAACUAUUGUAUAAUGCAUCCUCAUCCCUGUGCACACACAGACACACACACAAAAGUUUCCUCUGAGGUCCAGGGGAUUCUUUAAUUUCUCGUUCUAACAUUCUCUCAGUCUGGGAAAGGCAGAAAAGUUGAGACAUUUUUCACAUUUUUUACAAAAUUCUUCUCCCACCUGUGUCUAAAACUUGGAGGUCACUGUGGGUGACAGCCAGUAGUGACAGGCAUUUUUUUUUUUUACGUCAGUGGCUCGGCCACUCGGGUUGGUACGCUUUUUGUGCUUUUUGUUUUUAUCUUUUCUUUUUCUUUUUCCUGGGAAUAAUAUUAUCAGGUAGAGCUAUUUUCCUCUGGUGAUACCUAAAACCUACAGAAGGGAAAGCUGGAAAUGAAGAGAGUCCUCUGCGUGCUUCUUGGCAUUUGGCUGGCUACUGUUGACAGAACAGAUCUGGUGAGUGGAUAUUCUAUGACCCCGCCUGUUCUGGACAUCAACACUGACGAACUUGUGAUCAACACAAAUGACUCACUGAUGCUCACCUGCAGGGGGCAGUGGCCUCUGCAGUGGACCUGGCCUGGAGGCAUUGUAGAAUCCAACAAGGAUGACAAGGACUCAGAAAUGAUUGUGAUUGCCAAUGGCACUCGCAGUGUUACAGUGGAGGAUUGUGACGGAACCCCAAGUAAACCAUACUGCAAGAUCUUCAGAAUAAUAGGUUCCCAGGCCACUGACUCUGGCACCUAUUUUUGUCACUACAGAUACAUUGACUCAAAGGUCAAGGGUACUACUGCUGUCAGCACUCAUGUCUUUGUCAGAGACUGGGAGCAACCAUUCAUCAACCCUGUUGGGACCAUAGUAAUAAAUAAGGAAACAGCCAGAGUGCCAUGCCAAGUAUCUAUUCCAGACCUCAAUGUUACUCUGCAAACGCAAAGCUCAAUAAUUAUUCCAAAUGGGAAGAAUGUUAUAUGGGACAAUAAAGAAGGGAUGAUCCUCCCUGCAGAGCUGAUAAGAGACUAUUUCUUAGUCCAGUGUGUGACCACCAUAGAUGAGAAGGAGUUUACAUCAAAUUAUUUCCUUAUUCAUUUUACAGGAUACCAUUUCUAUGACAUGUACCUUUCUCCCAAAGACAAGAUUGAGCUCCUGGUGGGAGACCCACUAGUUAUAAACUGCACUGUGAUUGCAGAGUUUAAUACAGCAGUCACCUUUCAGUGGGAUUACCCUGGCAAAAAGAAUAACCGCUUAGUGACAGAGCACUCCGAUCGACUACCCCAAGAAGACCACACAGAAAUGUUCAGUACCCUCACUGUACCCAAUGUAAACCAGUCAGACCUAGGAAAGUAUGUGUGCCAUGCCAUUAGUGAGAUGUGGAAAUACCAGGAGAGCAUCGCAGUCAUUGUACACGAAACACCUUUUAUUUCUGUGGACACCAAGGAGAACACAGUCACUGAAGCCACCGCUGGAGACAAGUUGACAAAACUAGCAAUAAAAGUUUCCGCUUACCCAACACCUACGUUUCAAUGGUUUAAAGAUGGAAGGCCACUGAGCAGCAAUGGAAAGUAUCGUCAGUCAUUACAGUCUUUGCAGAUCAGAGAUGUGGUGGAGCAGGAUGCUGGGAGAUAUACGCUGGUAUUGAAGAACCAGCAAGCUGGACUACAGCAGUGGGUCAGUGUACGACUGGUGGUGAAUGUUCCACCACAGAUCCACGAGAAGGAGACUUCACCACCAAAUAUUUAUGCCCAAGGUAGCCGACAUGUCCUGACCUGUACUGUGUUUGGGGUACCAGCUCCAACAUCCAUCCAAUGGCAGUGGCGGCCAUGGACACCGUGCAAGAUGUAUGCACGGCGCAGCGUGCCCCACCAUUCUCCUCCCCUCAGGCAACAACGUGACAGAAUGCCUGAGUGCAAAGACUGGAGGGACGUAACCUUGGACAGUGAUGUGAACAUCAUUGAAAGCAUAGAUACUUGGAACGAGUUUGUGGAGGGGCGGAAUAAGACUGUAAGCAAGAUGGUGAUACAAAAAGCCAAUUUAUCUAUAAUGUAUAAAUGUACAGCUUCCAACAAAGCCGGCAGAGAUGAGAGACUUGUAUACUUUUAUGUGACAACAAUUCCAGAUGGCUUUGCGAUUGAUCCUGAGCCCUCGAAGGAACCGAUAGAGGGUCAGAACCUCAGUCUGAGCUGCCAUUCAGACAAAUACACUUACGAGAACAUGCAGUGGUACCGACUGAACCUUAACGCAUUAAAUGGCGCAGAGGGAAACCCGCUCGUAUUAGAAUGUAAAAACGUGCAUCAGUAUGCCGACCGCAUGGAAGGAACAGUGCAGCAUGAAGAAGGGUCAAGUAAUGCAACUCUGAUACUCAACAUCCCCAACCUGUCCAUAAAAGAUGAAGGGGCCUAUGUCUGCGAAGUGCAAAACCGUAAAACUCGCGAGAAGCAUUGUCAGAAGAAGUAUAUAUCAGUGCUUGCACAGGAAGCCCCAUAUUUUCGCUUUAACCUGACAGACAAGAUGGUGAAUGUCAGUGACUCCAUGGUGAUGCAAUGUGAAGCAGACGGGGCCCCCAGCCCUAGCAUCCUUUGGUAUAAAGACAGCAAGUUAGUGGCAGAAGUAUCAGGAAUAGUACUGGGAAACCAGAAUCACACACUGAGCAUUCAGCGAGUCCGGGAAGAAGACGCUGGUAUAUAUCUCUGCACCGCAUGCAACGAGAAGGGAUGUGCAAAUUCAUCCGCUGUUGUCUCCGUUGAAGGAGUGGAUGACAAAACCAAUGUUGAGAUUGUGAUUCUCAUUGGCACUGGAGUGAUAGCGGUUUUCUUCUGGAUCCUCCUCAUCCUCAUCUUCUGUAACAUUAAAAGGCCCAGCCAUAGUGAGAUAAAGACUGGAUACCUUUCCAUCAUCAUGGAUCCUGGUGAAGUGCCUUUGGACGAACAGUGUGAAUACCUCCCUUAUGACUCAAGCAAGUGGGAGUUUCCCCGAGACAGACUGAGACUUGGUAAAGUCCUAGGACAUGGCGCCUUUGGUAAAGUGGUAGAGGCUUCAGCUUUUGGCAUCAGUAAGAGCAGCAGUUGCGAGACAGUGGCAGUGAAGAUGUUAAAAGAGGGUUCUACCGCCAGUGAACACAAAGCUUUGAUGUCAGAACUGAAAAUUCUCAUUCACAUUGGCAACCACCUCAACGUAGUCAACUUACUAGGAGCUUGUACCAAACCCAAUGGACCACUCAUGGUUAUUGUGGAAUUCUGCAAGUAUGGCAACCUUUCCAAUUACCUGAGGACCAAACGUGAUGGAUUUAUUCCUUACCAGGAGAGAUCACCACGAUCCCGUAGCCAGGUCCGGUCAAUGGUGGAAGCCGUCAUAGCUGACAGGAUGAGCAGAGAAGGGGUCAACGAAGGAGCCGUUUUUGGCAGGCUUCUGAUAACCAAAAUCCAGAGUCAAAAGACCACAGAAUUGAAAGACUUGUGGCAGAGUCCUCUUACUAUGGAAGAUUUGAUCUGCUACAGUUUCCAGGUGGCUCGUGGUAUGGAGUUCUUAUCAUCCAGAAAGUGCAUUCACAGAGACUUGGCUGCCCGGAACAUCCUGUUGUCUGAAAACAAUGUUGUAAAAAUCUGCGACUUUGGUCUGGCCAGAGAUAUUUACAAAGAUCCUGAUUACGUCAGGAAAGGAAGUGCCCGUCUCCCUCUGAAGUGGAUGGCGCCAGAGAGCAUUUUCGAUAAGGUUUACACUACUCAGAGUGAUGUCUGGUCCUUCGGGGUGCUGCUAUGGGAAAUCUUUUCACUUGGGGCCUCCCCUUAUCCCGGAGUCCAAAUCAACGAAGAAUUCUGCCAACGUCUGAAAGAAGGAACGCGCAUGCGGGCACCGGAGUAUGCAACAUCAGACAUUUAUCGGAUCAUGUUAAGCUGUUGGCAUGGAGAUCCUAAGGAGCGACCAACAUUCUGUGACCUGGUUGAGAUUCUGGGUGACCUUCUUCAAGAGAAUGUACAGCAGGAAGGAAAGGACUACAUCCCACUCAAUGAUUCCCAGAGCUCAGAGGAAAUAGACUUGUCCCAGUCACCAAUCUGUCCCCAGAGCAACUCAGAUGAGGAGGAAUGUGACAUGAGACUGCACUGUCAUAACCUGGCUGUGAGGUAUUACAACUGUGUUUCUUUUCCUGGCUGCUUCACUGGAGGCAACCAGAUCCGAUGUCCAUCAAGACUGAAAACGUUUGAAGAAUUUCCAAUGACAAAUGUGGCGCAGAAAGGUCACCCAGACAAUCAGACAGACAGUGGGAUGGUACUGGCUUCAGAAGAACUGGAGAGGAUAGAGAACAGACACAGAACAGACGGCGUGUACAGCAGUAAAAGUUCCCAUAGAAAUAAGGUAACUACUACACCAAGCUGCUCCUCUCUCCAGAACAGGAGUCAGUCAUCAUAUGCGUCUUAUGGUGGAGGGCAGACAUUUUACAACAGUGAAUAUGGAGAGUUGUCAGAACAAUCGGAGGGGGAUAGCUUCACACCCCCUGGAGGCUCUGGCAGUCCUGACCUCGUCCAUGCUUCUUUCUUCUCUGAUGAAAACUGAGGAGGACCUUACAACUGGAACUAGGCCCAAAGCCACCAUAAAGGCCUAAGCUUUGUUUCAUCAUAAUCAUAAAUUAUAAUAUCUGCCUUAUAAAAAAUAAAAGAGGAAUAAGGCCCUCAAUGGCCUCUGAGUAACCGAUACUCAGGACUACUCUGCUUCUGCAGAACAGAGACUGGAGAGUUACAUAAAACAAGUACCAAUAUGGACAAUGUGAGAGACGUUAACAUGUCCUGUUUUCCCAGUGCUCAGAAUUCAGACUUGGACACAAUAUUACAGACGUCAUUUUAAUUCCAUGAGAAAAAAAAUGCAUUCACAAUGUCUAUAUUCAGUAUUUUUGUAUCCUUUCUGCGAAUUGGUCAUUGCUUUUGUCAUGAAAAUAAUAAUAAGAUUUUGUUGUAUACCUUACCUAAAGCUGCAUUUGUAAGCUGUAAACUCCAUAAUGUUAUGUUGACUGUAAAGGACGAUGUACUAUGAACAUAUCUACCAAAAUUCUAUUAAAAGGAUGACUGGUAGAUCCCAAUGUAAUAUUGUAAUAAAUACUUUAUGAAUAGCUGAAGAUAAAGUAGAUCUCUCGCUUAAAGAUUUUAUCCAGCCUUAUAAAACUGAUGCAAAAUCAAUAUAUGUAACUUUAUGUGUGCACCCAUCAUUGUUGACCUUCCAUACGAUCUGUCACUCAAGCUGCAGAGUACUACUUGUUGGCGGCAUGUAGAACUUUUGCUAAGUAAGAAGUUGCUUCAGCACUAUGGUAGGCUUAUAAUCGUUCUCUUUAUUAGCCAAAAUCUUUACGAAUCAUACUUUAUCUUACAUAGCACAAGCUAAAGUGUUGUGUAAAAUGCAAGACAUAUUUUAUCCUUAAAGGGGUACUCCGCCCCUAGACAUCUUAUCCCCUAU